Molecule: messenger RNA, 1047 nt
Organism: Anopheles darlingi
Lineage: Eukaryota; Metazoa; Arthropoda; Insecta; Diptera; Culicidae
Product: trypsin-3-like
Exons: 3
Coding region: 100-981 (293 amino acids)
Biological process (GO): proteolysis
Molecular function (GO): serine-type endopeptidase activity
Source: RefSeq, a predicted model, not a curated record
GGUUGAGAGUGAACACCAAAUCACUGAUUUGGAUAUAAAAUACCGACCGAUUUUCUAUUCUUUCAUCAGUCAAUCUUGGAAGUGAUCAGUAGUGCUACGAUGAAAGAAACCGUGAAGUUCAUCUUGUUGGCGUUGGUGUUCUGGGGAGCACAUUUGGCGAAGGCUCAACAGGAGGAUGGUGAUGUAGAAUCCACUGAUACUACUGAAUUUGACGAGCAGAAUGGAACCAACCAUACAUCAGGCGGCAACAGAGUUGGUCGUAUUAUGGGUGGGGUGCGCGGAUCUAGUGCAAACAAAGCUUACUCUGUGUUAAUGACUCUAUACGGUACCAGCACGGUUUACACCGCUGGCGCUAUCAUUAGCAAUACUGAGAUUCUCACCUCAGCAUCCGCCCUGAAAAGCGCCGGCACUGUAACGAAGUUUUCUAUUGCGGCUGGUAUUGGUACCUCAAUGUACCAAGUAGUAUAUGUCACUUAUAAAAGCCACGAAUUCCAACCUGGCUUCGAUUCGGCUACUCUAGCGAACGAUGUGGCUAUUAUAACGAUUAACGAAACCUUCGCUGGAGUAGCGAACGUGCAAACCAUUGCCAUAGCGACCACAGAGAUUGCGGUAUCUACCACGACUCGCACAACAUGUGUGGUAGUUGGACGGGGCCAAAUGCCCAAUACUGCCGCAAGUGGUACUAUGGACCAAACCGAUUACGAACUGCUUACUGAUCAGGAAUGUACAUCAGCAUUUAAUCAAGCCCAACCUUCCUCAAUACUAUGUGCACGAUCGGUGAGUGGUUAUGCUUGCAAUGUUGACAGCGGUGCUCCGCUGGUCUGUAACGGUCAGCUGUACGGGAUACUUACACUCCAAACAGGUUGCACCCCUUCCACCCCCAAAAUUCAAAAGUUUGCUAAGCUAGCGGUCAUUAGAAUUCCUUGGAACACUCCUACCAUAUCGACCCCACCCAGGAAAAAUUACGUAUCUUGCACUUGAACAUUGUACUGAUGAUGAUCCUUUACUGAUGCAACGAUUAAAUAAACCAAGCAAAAUCGUCUGAUU